AAUAACCCAUUCGAACCCAACAACUACUUGCGACUUGCCAUUAAAAUAUUUGAGCUUAAUUUCAAAAAAACACUAGUAUAAUACAACCACAAUAUGAUAUAGUUUUCGGGUGUAAUUAGUUUUAGCUUAUUUUCGAAUCUUGGCACCACUAAUCGGUGGUAAAAGAGAACCAGAUCAAGUAGGCCUUAUUGUUAGAACCUAGUUCGGUGGUUACAGAGAACCAGAUCAUCGUAGGCCUUAUUUUUAGAAAAGUUAAAUAAAUUCAUUUCGUCAAACUCAAUAUUGCAAGUGGAGCCUGCUGGGCUGUGCAUUGUCCUUGUCUGUGAAACGAAACACGUGCCGCAACUAAAACCCACACAACAAACACGGCUGUCAGUUUUUGCAGACGGCCAAUAACAAUACUACCUGGAGAAAAAAUAUACCGACCGACCCGACUCUGCUGCUUGCACAAUUGCAAUUGAAAAAGGACGACAGCAAAAAUGGCAGAGGCAGUGGAUACGGAGGAUCGCACUGUCGGUCUGAAGCGUUUCUUUUGCCACAAGUGCAAUGUGGAGAUUAACAUUCCAAGCGGGGACUUCACCUGUCCCCUGUGCUCGAACGGUUUUGUUGAGGAGCUACCGGCAAACGCUCCUGAGAUGACGGCCGCAACAGAAGCCCCCUCAACCAGUUCACUUGCGGGCAGCAAUGACUCCAACGGUACAUUUAUCCUCGCGUCCAGCGAUUCGGAGUCCAAUGUGGAGUCUUUACGAAACGACAUUGUCUCGCUGUUGAACAUGCGUAAUGUGCCCAACUUGGAGAUCACGAUUGAACCAAAUCGUCGUCGGUCUGAUUUGCAAAACGUGGGGGGAUACAACGCCCUGACAGCGCCAUCCGGUGUCGGACUGACAGCUGGCGGACGUGUUCGUCCGCCCAAUCUGGAUCGCCUGGACAACGUCCUGUUUGACUUUCUGCAAAGCUUGCCCUUGGCCGGCGCCACUGCAGAGUUUGUUACUGCAUCCGGGGGCGGUGUGCCCGGCAACUCGCGCAUGUUUUUCAUGGGCAACCCGGGCGACUAUGCAUGGGGGCGCGAGGGAUUGGACACGAUUGUCACCCAGAUGCUCAACCAAAUGGAGACCUCAGGACCUCCGCCACUGUCGAGCAAUCGCAUCAAUGAAAUACCAAAUGUGCAGAUUACCUCUGAAGAGGUAGAGAAAAAGAUUCAGUGUUCGAUCUGCUGGGAUGACUUCAAAAUAGAUGAGACCGUUCGCAAGCUGCCGUGCUCCCAUCUGUACCACGAGAAUUGUAUAGUGCCAUGGCUAAAUCUGCACAGUACUUGUCCGAUUUGCCGCAAAUCCUUGGCGAAUGACGGCAGCGAUGUCGAUGCGGAACCACUAUCCAUGAUCGACGGAUGGCGGAUGGAUGACUCCCAAGCCAGCGGCUCAAACAUUAGAACAGUAAUUGGCACUGGAACAGGAAACUCAACCUCAGCCAGCACCAUCGAUUCGCCCGAAAGUCCCUCUCCCAGUGAUCGCGCCCCGGCCGGCAACAAUGUAUUCACCUUUGAUGACGACAAUAUGUUUCUAGACUAGCUAAAAACACGAAAUGCAAACGGGAGGAAGCAUGCGGAUAUUGAUAUUCAAAAUUAGGCCAAAUCUAUGGCAUUGGCUCCAGAAGUGUAGCCCUUAAAACACAAUUAAACUAAUAUAUAUAUUUAUAAUAGAUUUCCUUCACGCUUCAUUUUGCUGUUAUUCAAAAUAACAAAGGUGUAAUAAACAACACGGAGCUAAAUUUCCGUGGAGGUGGACCGGCGGCUCUGCAAGAAAGAAAGAUCUUUGUUAAAUGUUUAAACAUUUUUGCUAAUAUAAUACAUAAAUGUAUGUACUAUACUAUACACCGAAUAGAUAGGCACUUUAACUAAGAGCAUGUAAAGCAGUUAAUAUGUAUAUGUAUGUAGCCCGACAAGAUGAACAAGUCUAUAGUUUAUAAACAAAAAUUUCUGCCUGUGAGAUUGAAAAAAUAAUUCUUAAAUAAAAAAAAAAUUGAAUAAAAAAAAAUUAGUAAAGUAAUUAAUUCAAGAAACUAAAAAAAAAUAAUAUAAAUAGGAGUUAUCGAUAAUUUGCAAAAAUCAGCUGUGUGCGAACCACCCUGCUUAAAUAACUUUUUAAACUGAACUGACAAGAGUGGAAAAAGCUCGCGUUGCAUGUAAUAAACGUUUUAAAAAUGA
Drosophila miranda is the source of this 2203-nucleotide messenger RNA. RefSeq names its product E3 ubiquitin-protein ligase Iruka (gene Iru). The record is from RefSeq and is a predicted model, not a curated record. The coding region runs from base 480 to 1568 and encodes 362 amino acids. Gene Ontology annotation, cellular component: nucleoplasm; cytoplasm. Gene Ontology annotation, molecular function: ubiquitin protein ligase activity. NCBI's taxonomy places the organism in Eukaryota, Metazoa, Arthropoda, Insecta, Diptera, Drosophilidae. The transcript has a single exon. Gene Ontology annotation, biological process: positive regulation of DNA-templated transcription; protein ubiquitination; ubiquitin-dependent protein catabolic process.